Molecule: messenger RNA, 2287 nt
Organism: Arachis stenosperma
Lineage: Eukaryota; Viridiplantae; Streptophyta; Magnoliopsida; Fabales; Fabaceae
Exons: 3
Coding region: 93-2171 (692 amino acids)
Biological process (GO): negative regulation of stress fiber assembly
Source: RefSeq, a predicted model, not a curated record
UUAGAUUUGAAAUUUGAAAUAACUCACAUACAUAGUGGUUUCAAUUUUCAUCGAUUUUCAACUUCCUGAUCAUAAACUGAAUCGCCGUCACCAUGGCCAAAAGCAACGACGUCACCAUGGCCACGAGCAAGAAGGAUGUGGGAUUGCUGAACCCGAACCCGGACAAGAUGCUAUCAAUCCCACUGAAGAAGAGUGAUCCGGUGGAUCUGUACCGGCCGUUACGCGACUUGGUAGCGAGAAAAUACUCAGAGAGCGAUGCAGAGAAAGUUGAAAGCGUUCUGGAAACCCUAAACAAAUGUCGCAGUGACAUGGUGGAGCGAGGGGACCUCUCCCUUCCCAUGCAACGUGAUUGCCUCAUCCACUACUUCAAAUGCCUCUGCAUGGUUGAGCCACUCUUCACCGCUGACUCCGACGACUCCGACGGCGGCAUCAUGUUUUUCUGGUACGACGCCUUCGACCCUGACUAUAUAUGUGUGGAUGGAGUCUCCUCCCAUAAGAGUAUCCAAUUGGAGAAGGCUGCUGUUCUCUUCAACCUUGGCGCCAUAUACAGCCAGAUUGGAGCCUCUUGCGACCGUACCACCGCCCUUGGCCGUCACCUUGCAAUGGACGCCUUCAAUGCCGCCGCCAAAUUCUUCUCGGAACUCUGGAAGGUUUUCGCCAAGGACAUCUCCGCCACCCUGGACUUGACUCUCCUCUUCACCGAGACGCUGCACCAGCUCUUCUCCGCUCAGGCUUCGGAGCUCAAAUUACAGCAACAACUCGACGACGACAAAAGCAACAACGACGCCAGUGCCGCUUUCCAGAAACAUCGAUGUGCCCACCAUUUGUCUAAAUCGGUUUCUAAGCAUUACCGUAGAGCAUAUGAUCUGAUAAUAUGUGAUUCGACUGCAUUCAAACAUGUCUGCUCAUUUGACCACACUUGGAUACCUCAUCUUCAUCAGAAGCAGAAAUUCUUUCGGGAAGAGGCUCGUCAGAGGAAAUCAUUCAUCCUACCCAAUUCCAAGCGACCUAAAACAUCCUCAUUGGUACAAUCUUGUCCUCUUGAUCAUGAUGCAGAAUCCAUCACGGAAAAAUUAGUUAGAGGGAUUUGCAGGCACUCGGACCUCUGGACACCCAAGCAACAACUAAUAUACCUUGACCUCCUCCUCUCCGAGUACAGCCCUUUCAAGAUUAUGGAUGGUGGAAAGCUGCUGGCUAACCCAUGGGACAUGCCUCCUCCUUAUCCAACAAAUUUUGCAAUCCUCUCUUCGUCGUCUUCGUCUUCGUCACAUCUUAUGGCAUUCCCUUUGAAGAAAUGUGAGCCCUUGGACCUCUAUGAGUCCCUUCGCAGUUAUGUUGCCCUUAAAUACUCUGAGAGCGAGGCAGAGAGAGUAGAAGGCCUUUUCAAAAUGGUAGACAAAUUGCGCAGUGAAAUGCAGCGUGAUGACCUCUCUCUACCCAUUCGCCGUGACUGCCUCAUCCACUAUUUGAAAUGCCUUUGCAUGAUUGAGCCUUUGUUCCCCAUGACUACCUCACCCAAUCCACCUAUCUUUGUUUGGUACAAUGCAUUCAACCCACAACAGGACUCUUCUCAGCACAACAUCCAUUUCGAGAAGGCCUCUGUUCUCUUUAACCUGGGAGCCCUCUCCACCCAAGUUGCUCUCUCCUGCGAUCUCACCACCAUCCAAGGCCAUCGCCUUGCCAAGGACGCCUUAAAUGAUGCUUCGCAUUGGUUCUCCAAACUGUCGCAUGAGGCUGAGAAGGCAUCUGCCACCAUUGAAUUGUCAGUAAACUGUGCCAAGAUGCUGCGUGAGAUAAUAUCCGCACAGAUUGCCGACUUGGACUGGAAUUUUCCUCAUUCCUGUUCUGUUCGAUCAUCAUCAUCUCCGGCUCUUCUGCUUUAUCAGAAAGCUUAUGAUCUGUCGACACUUGAGCCUUUAGCUGAGACUUUUGUUCAAUCCUCGAUACCUCAAUAUCUGAAGAUGAAAACCUGCCCUGUUGUAACUGAUCCAGGUGAUAUCACUGAACAAUUUCUUUCAGGGUAUGGUAAGGCUAAAUCCCUGCUUGUAGAGGGAUGUCAACCACCAUGCUUGGAUAUUAAGGAUGGGAAUCUUGUGGCCAAUGCAACCUUAGAGGCAGUAAGGUUGGCAUUGAAGGAGAUGAACUUGCAGGAGUCCAAACCACCACAAUAGCAUUACCAUAGAGAAAAACUAUGUAAGCUUUAGGAAUCAACUUUUUUUUUCUUUUAAACUAAAAAAGCUUUAGGAAUUAAUUACUCUUGUUCAAAACUAUUCCUUCAAAAUUUAUU